Messenger RNA from Perkinsus marinus ATCC 50983, 789 nucleotides. RefSeq lists its product as hypothetical. The transcript has 5 exons. The record is from RefSeq and is a predicted model, not a curated record. Lineage: Eukaryota; Perkinsozoa; Perkinsida; Perkinsidae. The coding region runs from base 28 to 408 and encodes 126 amino acids.
AACCACUGGUUUUCCUCUCCUUCACUGAUGCUUGCCAUCCGUCGUGCUUCUAACUCAUUGGAGAGAUCGAGUCGUCGCUACUCAUUCAACAGCAGGGCGACGUUCACUGGUAUAAAGAUGAUGAGUGAACGCGAAAGGGCAGCUGAGAAUAUUUACUUCUCACAACAGGACGAGGCGCUUUUGAAGAAGAUUUUGGAAGAUAAUCCCGAGAUCGAGGUUGAGCGCGACCUCCAAAGAUCACCAGUGCACACAGGCAGCUCUAUACAGGAUAAGGUGAAAAUGCUGUUCAUACAAAACGGCAUUCCGCCAACAGCGAACCCUCCUCUAUUGGAGGAUCUUGUUCAGCUUAUUGCUGAGGAGAAAAAAGCUAGCAUGAGGGAUGCUAUGGCGGCAGAGGCUAAGGCGUAGCAACAUCUGAUAGAAAAAUAGGAAAAUUGUGUUUGUACCAGUGGUAGUUUAUCGUUCUUUCAUGGGUACAAUCUCCAGUAGUGGUAAAUUAUCACUACUCUUGAUCGUAGUUAUGUAGUUGACGUCAGUGAGUAGUUGACGGUUGGAAGGCGUUAUGAUCAACUAGAUUGGUGGAUGACCUCAAGCACAAUUACGCGUGGUAGUUGAACCUUUUCGUAUGAUUGCUGAACUGUUUUUACGCACUACGGGUAUCUCUUUGCUCCGUCAUCAUUAUCAUGAGCAUCCUCCUUAAGGAGAGGCUGAUCAGUGAUGUUGGUGACGGAAGAAGAGUACUAUGAGUGCAUUUUUUGAUAAUAUAAGUGGACCGUUGAGAUGAUGACA